AUGUCUCUGAGUGUUUAUGAGGAUCUGAUCUACUUUGAGGAGCUGAACAGAGCAGAUCGAGACGAGAUAACGGUGGUUAUAUAUGAGAGUUCAGACUCUGUUAGAGGCCUCGACCCUGACACUGAGGUGGAGGACGCCAACAUGAUGAGGAUCCUGAAAAGACAAAAAGCAGGAUUGAAGAGGGAAGUGACCUACCCAGAUGUGUAUCACUACCUUGCUGAAACGGAGUGUGUUUACACCAGGGAGGCAGUGAAAGCGUACCGCACUUUGGACGCAUAUAAUUACCUUCUUAGUGGAAAACUGUGUUUCCUCAUAGAGAGUCGCUCUGCAGGAAGCAGACGCUACAGACUGGCUGCAGUGGGUCUGGGUCUGCUGUGUGUUCUCCUGCUGACUGCCAUCACAGUGCUGUGGAUCCAGUUCAACCACCUGACUGCAGAGAGAGACCAGUUACAGACCAGUAACCCCAACCUGACUGCAGAGAGAGACCAGUUACAGACCAGUUACACCAAGCUGACUGCACAGAGAGACCAGUUACAGACCAAGAGAGACGGGCUCCAGAGAAGGUUUUCUGAACUGGAGAAGAAUGUUAAAAAGGACGGGUGGAUCGACUUUAACUCCAGUCUUUACUACGUCUCUACUGAGGAGAAGAGCUGGACUAAGAGCAGAAACGACUGCAGAGAGAGAGGAUCAGAUCUGGUGAUCAUCAACAGCAGAGAAGAACAGGACUUCAUUAACACAUUGAGAAAAGGUCAGGGGGUUUGGAUUGGUCUGAGUGACGCUGAAACAGAGGGGGUCUGGAAAUGGGUGGACGGAUCAGAACUGAUCACUGGGUUCUGGAGACCUGGAGAACCCAACAGCAAUGGAGAUGAGGACUGUGUUAUAACUGACAUUGGUUCUGAUCCUGUGAAUAACUGGAAUGACUAUCCCUGUAAUCGUCAGUUGGUUUGGAUCUGUGAAAAGAGAAUAUAAAGAGUAGAUAUUGUGGGAGAAGUGUGUAAUAUUACC
Molecule: messenger RNA, 1005 nt
Organism: Astyanax mexicanus (Mexican tetra)
Lineage: Eukaryota; Metazoa; Chordata; Actinopteri; Characiformes; Acestrorhamphidae
Product: C-type lectin domain family 17, member A-like
Exons: 8
Coding region: 1-969 (322 amino acids)
Source: RefSeq, a predicted model, not a curated record